GAGGGUCUUUCUGUGCGCCACGUUGUCAGAAGAGAGCGAACCCUCCGUGAACAUGUCGGGACUCAACGCUUCUCUUGGCUACUUCCUGGCGUGCGUGGUCUUGGCGGCCUCGCUGCGGGUACCCCUGAAAAGAUGGCCGCGCCUCGCCUUCCUGUCCGAGUUGUCCUCGUCGUUCAUGCUGGUGGCGUGCCGGCUGGAGGUGCAAACCAUCGUGGAGGUGGGCGAGUGGGCCGGGGGCUUGGGCCCGGACGUGACGGUGACCAUUUUGUUCGCGGUGCUGCUGGUCCACGGUAUAGUCUGCGGCGACCAUUUGGGGAACUCCAGCGUGAGCAUGCUCAGGUUCCUUCAGCUUGACGCCACGUUGUUCACCACCGUCCUGGCUGUGACCUCCCACUUCCUUGGGGCCUUCCUGGCCAUGCUGGCGGCUGAAUACUACUGGAACCUGGAGCUGACUGACAUGCACAUGAUCAAGAACCUGAUGGGCUGGGAGUGCAGCACCUCGCUGUUGGUCUCGCCCGUGGAGGGCUUCUUCACCGAGGCGGUGUGUGCGCUUCUCUUUUACCUGGCGCACCUCUUCCUCAGAGGGAGGAGCACAUUCCUCAAGGUGCCUGCCGGAGCCGUGCUCCUCACCUUCCUGUCACACAUAGCCAAAGGUUACACGUCAUCUUACAUCAAUCCCUCGCUAGCUUACGGCCUCACUUUCAACUGUUCGGGAUUCACCUUGACAGAGUAUGCGCUCGUCUACUGGCUGGCCCCCAUCACAGGAAUGACCCUGGCCCUCUUCUUGUACAUGGGCCACAUCCCAAGGAUCUUUACCAAGAACCUGCUCUAUAAGACGCGUUUCCGGGUGCGGAAAAGAGGAGAAAAUGAUAAGAAGAAAUGAAUGAUUUGUUUUUUUAAUUUU
This is a messenger RNA of Syngnathus acus (greater pipefish), 904 nucleotides long. It is a transcript of the gene aqp12, whose product is annotated as aquaporin 12. NCBI's taxonomy places the organism in Eukaryota, Metazoa, Chordata, Actinopteri, Syngnathiformes, Syngnathidae. The transcript is spliced from 3 exons. Gene Ontology annotation, molecular function: channel activity. The coding region runs from base 53 to 883 and encodes 276 amino acids. The record is from RefSeq and is a predicted model, not a curated record. Gene Ontology annotation, cellular component: cytoplasm.